This is a messenger RNA of Harpegnathos saltator (Jerdon's jumping ant), 2233 nucleotides long. RefSeq names its product odorant receptor 82a. The transcript is spliced from 4 exons. Gene Ontology annotation, molecular function: olfactory receptor activity; odorant binding. The record is from RefSeq and is a predicted model, not a curated record. Gene Ontology annotation, biological process: detection of chemical stimulus involved in sensory perception of smell; sensory perception of smell. Gene Ontology annotation, cellular component: plasma membrane. Bases 880 to 2208 code for a protein of 442 amino acids. NCBI's taxonomy places the organism in Eukaryota, Metazoa, Arthropoda, Insecta, Hymenoptera, Formicidae.
AUAUUACAUAUUAAAUUUUUUUAUUCCUCUUGUCUCAAGUAAUGCAAAAAGAUUUGUUUCACAUUAUUCAAAUCUCUACAGCAUGAUCUCUGACACUACCGAUCGUUACAAAAUGCAAUUCAAAUGCACUUAUCUAUUUCAAAUGAAGAAUUAUCGUAAUUACGUUACGAUAAACAACAUUACGAUAAACAACGAAAAAUAUCAUAUAAAAUAUUUGACAACCUAAUAUGGACUUUCUCUCAAGUCAAAGAUUAUAACUUACGCGUUAUAACUUACAUGUUAUCAUCGAUAAUCUUUUCUGGCAAAACGGACUUUUCGUGAUUUUCCAACUUUUUUUCCCUCUCUUUCCCUCUACUUCGACAGAAAAAUUUUUUCUCUAUAAAACAAGCGAAAAGCACCAGACGAAGUUUACGACUAGCGUCUCGUCGAAUAUACGCAUUUAUUCAAAAUUAUUAUAUUUUAUGGAGAAAUACAUUGUGUGUAUGCAUAUUUCAUAAUAAUUUUAGCAAAGUUAGUCUCCCUUUUCAACUUAUAUACAAAUUGCAAGGUCGACAUCCUGUGAAAGUCAAUGACCGUCUGUUAUCGUAACAGUUGGAGGAACUUUCUUCUUGUACAAAUCUAAAAGGCUAGCCUGUGAGAUUUCCUUCAAAAUUGCCACUCAUACAUUGUUAAUAUUUAACUUCACAUUCAACUUCAUGCCAACCGUUGCAACACGCAAGCGCGCGUAGGUAUCAAGGACUGCUCGAAGUGAAUAGAGGAGGAGAAGAAAAAACAGUAGUCGUCGCUGUUCCGUCACAUCACGUGAACAGAACUCAGAGUAUCACGUGUCAUACUUCAUAAAAGCAAAAGCAUAGAAUCUCACGUCGAAGCUAUUUCACAAUGUAUACUAAUAAAAAUUACGAACGUGACAUAAAUUACACGUACGAGUUGAAUCGAUUCGUUUUUCGUUUAUUGGGAAUCUGGCCCUACGCGACCACGAAUGUUUGGCUUCUGCAGAAGAUGGAGAAAAUCGUGCUGGUCUUUGGUUCUUUUGUUCUUCUCAUUUUCGAACUAAUAUCUAUGCUUCUCUACAUAUUUAUAGUGUUGAAGGAGACUCGCGCGAGGAUCAAAGUUACGGCCACCCUGUUGUUCACAAUCGUGUCGAUCCUCAAGUACAGCAAUCUGCUGUACGUGAAGAAUCAACUGAAGAGUUGCGUGACGCGUGUCGAGGAAGAUUUUCAAAGUGUCAUCAGUCCGGCCACGCGUAAUACGAUGCUCUUCCAUGCGAGAACCGGCAGACGUUUGUUCAUCUUGUGCAGUAUAUUCAUGUACUCCGCCGGGUUUUCAUUUCGAACACUCAUACCGUUGUCGAGGGGGAAAAUCGUCACCGCUCAGAACAUCACGAUCAGACCUUUGCCGAGUCCUGCCUAUUAUGUGGUGUUUGAUCCGCAGAUCAGCCCGGCUUACGAGAUCGUGUUCUUCAUGCAAUGUUUCGCGGGGUUCUUGAAAUAUACGAUCACAGUGGCGGCUUGCGGCAUCGCGGCGCUCUUCACGAUGCAUAUCGUCGCGCGAUUGGACAUAUUGGUGACGCUAAUGAACAAUUUGACGCAUGAACAUGAAGUUGAGAAUAUAAACAGGAAGUUAUCUGUCAUCGUGGAACAUCAAAUAAGAACACGAGAUUUCUUACAUAUGGUGCAAGGCGCUAUACAAUUUUCGAGUCUAGUAGAAGUCAUGACGUGCACCUCCAUAUUAUGCCUCAUAAUGUAUUAUGUCAUUAUGGAAUGGGAAGCCAGCAACGUCGUAGCCACGUGUACGUAUUUUAUCGUAUUGAUAUCAUUAACUUUCAACAUAUUUAUAUAUUGUUUUAUUGGCGAACAACUCUCUGAAAAGGGAGAACAGGUAGCUCUGACAGCAUGUACGUUAGACUGGCAUCUUCUUCCGAAUACGCAAGCACGAGCGUUAAUUUUGAUCAUACUCGUGUCAAAUACGCCACUGAAACUCAAAGCAGGCAAUUUCGUGGAGCUGUCUUUUAAGACAUUUGGUGCUGUAAGUAUGAGUUUCGCUCGGAAGUUACAGCUUUUCUAUUUUUAUUUUACAGUACCUAUCUUCCUCAAUGCAAGUGCAUUGAAAGCUCUUAUAUCCGAGAUUUUCUUUCCUUGGUCGAAUGGAAAGGCGAUUAACAAAAAUAUACUAUAUUUCAGAUUAUUAAGACGGUCCUGGGUUACUUAAAUCUUCUUCGAUCAGUUGUUGAUUG